AUGAUUCGGUCUAACAAAAGAGGAAGGGAAGCUGAAAGCAUUACUAACAUCCAAAGACAACAUAAGCUUCAUAACAAUUAUACUCUUCAAGAAGAAGCCCCCAAGGAGAAUCUAGUCUCCACUGGUCUUAGACUAUCUUAUGAUGACGAUGAACGCAACUCAUCAGUCACUUCUGCUAGUGGUAGCAUUGUAGCUGCUUCCUCAGUAUUACAGUCACUUGAUGAUAGACAGAAAGAUGAGCUUGACCAGUUUUUAAAAAUUCAGGCAGCUCAAAUGGCUAAAGGAGUGAGGGAUAUCCAACAGAGACAGUUUGCGUCUAUUUUGAACACAAUAGAGAAAGGAGUGAGCAAGAAGCUUCAAGAGAAAGACCAUGAGAUUGAUAUCAUGAACAAGAAGAAUAAGGAGCUUGUGGAGAGGAUAAAACAACUGGCGAUGGAAGCUCAGAAUUGGCACUAUAAAGCAAAGUAUAAUGAGUCUGUGGUUAAUGUCUUAAAGACAAAUCUACAACAAGCAAUGUCACACAACAACAAUGUGGUUGCUGGUGCGGAUCAUUGUAAAGAAGGGUUUGGAGAUAGUGAAAUAGAUGAUGCAGCUUCAUCAUACAUUGAUCCAAACAACAACAACAACUUGGGGAAUCAGAGGAUGAGAUGCAAAAUGUGUCAUGAGAAGGAAGUAUCGGUGUUGCUUGUGCCUUGUAGGCAUUUGAGUUUGUGUAAAGAAUGUGAUGUAUUCACUGGGUUUUGUCCUGUAUGCAAGUCUUUGAAAACUUCUAGCGUUCAGGUCUUCUUUUCUUGAAACAAAAAAAGAAAGUAAGUGAUAAUACAUUAUAUAAAUCUUUCAACUUUUAAAAGUGU
Eruca vesicaria subsp. sativa (arugula) is the source of this 854-nucleotide messenger RNA. Lineage: Eukaryota; Viridiplantae; Streptophyta; Magnoliopsida; Brassicales; Brassicaceae. The record is from the annotation of a GenBank genome assembly.